Megalopta genalis is the source of this 2710-nucleotide messenger RNA. NCBI's taxonomy places the organism in Eukaryota, Metazoa, Arthropoda, Insecta, Hymenoptera, Halictidae. The record is from RefSeq and is a predicted model, not a curated record.
UAUAUAGGAAUGUUCAAAUAGGCAUUGUGAGCAACUGGGAGUCCGUCAUUGUUCCCGGGAAGAUUCGUAUAACCUCUUCCUAUUUGCACAAUAUUUGCAAAAAAUAUGUGUGCUUGCUUAAUUUCCAAGUCGUUAUUAGUAAAUUGACAAUUUUUAAAAACGAAGUCUACAUUUCUUCUCGAUCCACCAGAAAUUAUUUACUAAAAAAGAAUUUGACAGUUCGAACCCCGACAAUUGCAUUUUCACAACAAUUUAAAUUAAGAUUAUUCCUUGUACUUUUGUACGAAUUUCGCAAUGAGAACGAAUUUGACAGUAACUGUGAUUUAAAGAAAUAAAAAAAAUUAAGAAUAUAUUAAUUACUAUUGAAUUACAAAAAUAUUUAAUUGAUUAAUACGUGUGUUGUAAUUUUUGCAAACAUCAUCAGCAAGUGUGAUUGCAGAAAAAUUGUGUAUUAGUGGUGUUCUGUUGACAUUACCAAAUGUCAAAAAAUAAAUUAAAUUUAACAUUACCGCCUGGCUCAAUAGAACCAGUACCAGCUGUUUCACCAUCUCCACCAGUACCACCGCUGCCUAUUUAUUCUGAACCACCAGUAAUACCAGACGGAGUUAUGGGUAAAAUGAGUAUAGACGCAAUCCAAGAAAGGCUAGAGGAAUUAGAAAUGGAUGAGGAACAAAGGAAAAGAUUAGAAAGCUUCUUAGGACAAAAGGAGAAGGUUGGAGAAUUGUGUGCUGAUGAUUUUGAAAAGCUUGGUGAACUUGGUGCUGGGAAUGGUGGUGUUGUAAUGAAAGUGAGACAUAAAAAGUAUGGUCUUAUAAUGGCUAGAAAGUUAAUACAUUUAGAAGUUAAACCUGCUAUAAAGAAACAAAUAAUUAGAGAACUAAAAGUUCUUCAUGAAUGUAAUUUUGCCCACAUAGUAGGUUUCUAUGGUGCUUUUUAUAGUGACGGAGAAAUUAGUAUAUGCAUGGAAUAUAUGGAUGGUGGAUCUCUUGAUUUAAUAUUAAAGAAAGCUGGCCGAAUUCCAGAACCUAUAUUAAGUACAAUCACUUCUGCGGUGUUAAAAGGUUUGAGCUACUUACGAGACAAACAUGCAAUUAUGCAUAGAGAUGUAAAGCCUAGCAACAUUUUGGUGAAUAGUGCCGGAGAAAUAAAAAUUUGUGAUUUUGGUGUAUCUGGUCAACUAAUAGACUCUAUGGCGAAUUCAUUUGUUGGAACAAGAAGUUAUAUGUCGCCAGAGAGACUUCAGGGCACACAUUACUCUGUACAGAGUGAUAUUUGGUCGCUAGGGCUAUCCCUUGUAGAGAUGGCUAUUGGAAUGUAUCCAAUUCCACCACCAGAUGAGAAAACUUUAGCUACAAUAUUUAGCACUCCACCAGGACAACCACCUGCAGACACUGCUACUACAAAUAAUGCUUCCACUCCAACACAGUCACCUGGUCACAAUACAGGUAGUCCACGACCAAUGGCUAUAUUUGAAUUAUUGGACUACAUUGUUAAUGAACCACCGCCAAAACUGCCAGCUGGAAUCUUCAGUGAUGCUUUCACAGAUUUUGUUGAUCGUUGUUUGAAGAAAAACCCUGCUGAAAGAGCAGACUUAAAGACAUUGAUGAAUCAUGAGUGGAUAAAAAAAGCUGAAUCUGAAAAUGUGGAUAUUGCUGGAUGGGUAUGUCGUACAAUGGAUUUACAGCCGACUACACCAACACGUUUAGCGAACGUACAAUCCUGAAUAAAUGUUACUCUUACAUACUUGACUACCUAUAUACGCGUUCAGUACUCUUAAAUAAAUUUCAGUUUCUUUUCGUUUAAUUGGUGUAGACAGUGGCGUUCAUGAACUAUUUCUUUAUGAUAAUAAUUCUUAAAUUUAAACUGGUUCGCGAUUUUGAAAAUAGACUACUAUUUUUUAUAAUCUGUUAGUACCCAAAAUAAAUUUAAAAUAUAAUUGCUCAAUCAUUAAUUAGUGUUUGUGGAAAAGCAUUUAUUCCAUAGAGUAAAUUAGUACGUAAAUGUAUAUUGUGACACACCGUGCCGUUCACUUAAUUUUUAUAAUAUAACUAAAAUUAAGCAUGAAAAUAUUUUAGUUUGUAAUUUACAUACAAAUAAUGUAUUGCUUUAACUUUUAUAAUUAUAUUUAAAAUUGUAGAACAUUUAAUUAUUUUCACAUGUAUACUAUAAUCUAAUUUCAAAGUCGCGAUAUGAAAAUCAUGUAGAAAUGAACAUGUUCAAGAUGUAAUUAAUUUUACUGUACAUAUUAUGAGACACAAAAACGUGUUUCAAACAUAUUUACAUAAAAUACGUCACUGUACUUGAAUUUUAUUCUUUUUAGACGUAUUUUUUUAUUGUCUUAUGCUUUUGUUGAAAGUAUGUAAGAUGAACGAUUAUCGUUAUAAGUUAAACAUUAUUGUACUCUCAUGGGCAAAUUGUGUUCCCUAUGAUGAUACUAGGAUACAUAAAUGGGCAUCGAAUUUAUGAGAACAUUAUUGAUUCGAAUGAAAAAAAAUUGUUAACUAGAAAUCGAGUUACUAGUAUAACGUUUGUACCUGACAUUCGUAGAACAUUGUUUACUCCAUUGGAAAAAACUUUUGUUCCAUUAUUAAUAGAAUGCCAUGCUAUUUUUUACAAGCGACUAAUCCACGAUUCGAUGUGAUUUGAAACUGUAAUUAACUAAGACAGUGUUUCGAGUAAGUGGAUAUAAAAAGUAUUGAACAUAUGUGUA